CUCGCCUUCUUGCCGUCAAAAGUGCUCCGUCGUUGGUCGUUUGAGGUUAUCCGCUGCCCCGUGCUGUGCUGUGUGGCAUUUUCACCUGCUCUCCAGCAAGGAAAAGAAAGGCUAAAGUCCCGUUUUUCGUGCGUGUUCCGCAAAUUUCAAUCUUUAAAAAAUGGCCCCACCAGCAUACUCAGAUCUCGGCAAGCAGGCCCGCGAUGUCUUCAACAAGGGCUACCACUUUGGCCUGUGGAAGCUGGACGUCAAGACCAAGACCAGCUCGGGCGUUGAGUUCAACACGGCCGGCCACUCGAACCAGGACAACGGCAAGGUGUUCGGCUCGCUCGAGACCAAGUACAAAGUCAAGGAGUACGGACUGAACUUCUCCGAGAAGUGGAACACAGACAACACCCUGACCUCGGAGGUGUCCAUCGAGAACCAGCUGGUCAAGGGACUGAAGCUGUCGUUCGACGGCUCGUUCGCACCGCAAACCGGAAGCAAGACCGGACGGUUCAAGACUGCCUACUCGCACGACAAGGUUCGCGUCGACGCCGACGUCAACGUUGACCUCGCCGGACCGCUGGUGAACGCCUCGGGAGUGUUCGGCUACCAGGGCUGGCUCGCCGGCUAUCAGGUUGCAUUUGACUCGCAAAAGUCCAAGGUUACCGCCAACAACUUUGCCGUCGGCUACUCCACCGGUGACUUCAUUCUGCACACCAACGUCAACGACGGCCGCGAGUUCGGUGGUCUGAUCUACCAGCGAUGCAACGACCGUCUGGAGACCGCCGUCCAGCUGUCGUGGGCCUCGGGCUCGAACGCGACCAAGUUUGGCCUCGGCGCCAAGUACGACCUGGACAAGGAUGCCUGUGUCCGCGCCAAGGUUAACAACCAGAGCCAGAUCGGUCUGGGCUAUCAGCAGAAGCUGCGCGACGGAAUCACUCUGACUCUGUCGACGCUGAUUGACGGCAAGAGCUUCAACACUGGCGGACACAAGAUCGGCGUCGCCCUGGAACUCGAAGCCUAAGCUGGAGGAAAAUCGUGUUCGUGUUUUAACAAACAGAUUCAAGUUUAAAUAUCUAUUGACAGAGGGCGAGAGAGAUACAAAUAAAACAAAAACUAAAAAACACACACAAAAAACAAUGGAAGUAAACUACCACGUAAUAGUAUAAAAACACAUUCGCAUCAUGAAGAAAAGACAGCGGCGGCGGCGGCGGCAGCACACGCGUUUGUCUCGAGAAGCGCGCGCGCGUUUUGACCAUCUCUUUUCUCUCUCGGACGGUGGUUGUUAUCCUAGCAUACCACACACACAACUACCCGGAGGCGCGCAUCCGCAACCAGCAGCAGCAGAAGCAGCAGCACACUAUCGCCAGAAGUAAUAAAGUUAUGAAAGUUCAAUCUGAAAAAAAAAAUCAAAUAAAGAUGGCAAAAUACCAGGAACGGAAUGUUCGAAAGCUUGUUUUUGAUCUUUAGAAGAGAAAUGAUUGGCAAACACCGAAUCCGGCGCAUGAACAAUAGAACAAAACCAACCACUUGUGUAUCAGCCCAAAAGGCAGAAUCUAACAAUAACUUGUUUAGAGAAUUAGACAAAUUUUGAGCAACUCGAUCUAACGAUAUCACUUGAAACACGCGCGCACACACCUACUAACGCAGUUACAACGCCUCCGAAGCACCGGUUUUAACUUUCCGCAGUCCGUUACUCGACGACGUACUAGCUAGUCUAUAAACAAUAGCGUAGGUUAUUUCCUAAUCAUUUCACGCAAACGUAACGGUAUUGGGUUCUGAAUUAAAUGCGGCUCGCGCCGCUUAUUUGUCAACUGGGCGUACGUGUUGGUGCAACGGUAGAUCUGUUUUGUAACCGAAGAAAGCUAACCUCCAAAUCUCGUGAAAGAGUUCCGUCACUGUCCCAGUUUAGUCGGUUAAUAGAAAUAAAGCGCAGUAAUUGAUUCCAUGCCUCA
Messenger RNA from Culex quinquefasciatus (southern house mosquito), 1940 nucleotides. Its product is annotated as voltage-dependent anion-selective channel. Gene Ontology annotation, cellular component: mitochondrial outer membrane. Lineage: Eukaryota; Metazoa; Arthropoda; Insecta; Diptera; Culicidae. Gene Ontology annotation, biological process: monoatomic anion transmembrane transport. The transcript has 5 exons. Gene Ontology annotation, molecular function: voltage-gated monoatomic anion channel activity. The record is from RefSeq and is a predicted model, not a curated record. Bases 161 to 1009 code for a protein of 282 amino acids.